Tachysurus fulvidraco (yellow catfish) is the source of this 2314-nucleotide messenger RNA. RefSeq names its product nectin-3-like. The record is from RefSeq and is a predicted model, not a curated record. Gene Ontology annotation, cellular component: adherens junction. Gene Ontology annotation, biological process: homophilic cell-cell adhesion; heterophilic cell-cell adhesion. The transcript has 8 exons. Bases 49 to 1257 code for a protein of 402 amino acids. NCBI's taxonomy places the organism in Eukaryota, Metazoa, Chordata, Actinopteri, Siluriformes, Bagridae.
AAGAACAAGUGUGUUGGGCAAAGAAACAAGACAAUUAAAUGGUGUGUUAUGAUGUUCCGGAUUUAUUUACCAUGUUUUUGUCUGCCGCUUUUGUUUUUUGCCAGCAUUAAAGCCAUAAAGGUCAUUGGUUGGCAUGUGACUGUGACAGCAGGAGAUGAUGCACAGUUAUUCUGUGAAGCGAUCGAGACAACAGAGCCUCUAACAACUAUUAGGUGGCAAAGACACACAAAGAAAAAGCCGACAAAUACAGAUUUUCUGGUUAUCACUUCCAGUGGCAAAGAAGAACAUAUAAACGGACUUGGGGGCCGAGUAAAAUUUGCAGGAAACUCCGCAGUACUGGACGGCUCAAUUCUUCUAAGUAAUGUUACUCUUUUAGAUGAAGGAAACUACACCUGCAUCUUCAGCGUAUUUCCAAGUGGACAAUAUAAAACAGAAAUUCAUCUCAGAGUACAAGUUCCUCCUGUUGUCACUGUGGGCACUAAUGUUCCUGCUGUUGCUGGGGACACUGAAGGGAUUUUAGCGACCUGCACUGCAGCCAAUGCAAAGCCUGCAGCAGAAGUGUUGUGGAGUCUGGGUGCUUUAAACAACACGGUGAAAGUACAAAAUACUGUCACUGUGGACUCUGAAGAUAGAUACACUGUUAAAAGCAACCUGAUUGGAACUGCAUCUAAAGAUCUAAACCAGAAGAAGGUUCAGUGUGUAGUCACACACCCUGGCCUAAAGCAGAAACUGGAACUGAGUUACACAUUGGAUAUUCACUAUCCUCCCCAGGUGGUUUAUAUUAGUUCAGCAGGUGAUCAAGGGGAAACCUGUGAAUUUCUGUGUGCCACAGACGCUAAUCCAAAACCUACAAACUUUACCUGGGGCAGAUCUUUUCCAGUGAACGAGACCCUUUCCAGUGGUGUUAAUAGCAGUCUGAUUGUUCAGCUGACCCCUGAUAGUAACGGACAUUACUAUUGUGUGGCGUCUAACCAAUACGGGGAAGCUGUUGGUUACUUAUACAUGUAUGAUAAAACAACUCCAGAAUCUAAAACCUGUUGGACUCUGUUCAUCCUGACCCUCGUUGCUGGGGUUUGCUGUUUUCUCUUUUGGAAAUUUGAAUUGUUUCAGCGUAUUAAUAAAAUACUGCGGCGUGAUAUCGGUCAACCUGUGCGUACGGAAUCUCCAGAUCGGGCAGAGGGCACUAAUACAUGUAACAAAACUCUCUACUGGGACCAUACCUUGGCGUGGUGGAGGGGCUUAUCCUCCUUCAAGUGAGGAGAAAACCAAAUGGUCCCACAGGAUUUGUCACCUAAUGGUCCAUUUUAUGUUUGUUGACUGAUCUGCUGUCAUCAACAGGACAACAAUCAUAUAGGGGCAUCGUAAGUGGGGGGUGACUGAGUACAUAGGGCCCUGGCAUGUGAGGGGCCCUCGACGAUCAUUUUAUAAUUUGUAUUAAUGUUAUUAUUUUAUUAUCUGCGCAAUCUAUUUGACAGUCGCGCUUAUGUGCUGCUUCUAAUUCUCUGUUGUUUUGACACGAAUCUACCUCACCCACCUCGAGCGUGCAUGCAGCAAUGCACAGACUGGACAUAAUUUUAUUGGUUAAAAGAAAGGAGAGGGAGGAGAGAAAAAGAAAACAAAAUGAGGGAAAACAACUCCUCACAAGUUUUUUGCUAAAGAGAGCAGGUGAGAUCUAAAGCACUGCACAAUGUCAUUGCUAGCCAUUAAAAUAAAUGCUUGCUAAGUUGCUGCACAAUUGUCUCAAUUUCCAUAAGACACGACUUGUUUCCAAGCAUGUGAUAAAUGUUCUUAUCGUACUACUAAAUUCUGAUGCAACACGGAAAGUGUGAGACGUAUUUUUAGAGAUUAAAUGUGAUUAUGCAGAUUGUAAUGUCUGCACAUUGUGUGUUUUUGCAUCAAAACAUUAUGAACGUGGUCCAACAUUUUACAUGAAUAAUGGUGUAUAUAUAAUUGUAAACUGGCAAAGUAUGAAUUAAUUAAAAAAAUUAAGCACAUAACACCCUGUUGCAGAAACAGCCACAGAAAGUGAACAAGGCCCUUCAAACAUUCUUACUGCAGGUCAAGGUGAUGAGAAUGUUAGUGAAGGUAAGCCCAGUCAGCCACGAAGUGUCUUAUUUCAGACAAUAAAUUGUUUAUGUAUCCAACAAACUUAAAACAUUUUUAUGCAGAAAUUAUACUAUUGUUUGUCUUUAAAUAUAAUAAGCUUGUUAUUACUUCAUCUUUUACUGUGUUCUUACACUAUGCACAUCAUGUACUGUAACUGAUGGUAGAAUAAAUACUGUUGUAAAAUAAACAUCAGACAUGUAUUUCAUGA